AUUAUUUUUGAGCUGUCCUGUUCUCGAAUCAAGUGCAGUGAUUCGGCGUUAUUUUUGCACAUAUUUUCUCUAAAACACUACGAAAUAUAAAACUAAACAACUGACAAUAAACCUAAGCCGUGCUAUGGUUAAGAUCGAUGAUUUCAAACUCUCUUGUGAGCUUGCUGGUCACAAGUUGGACGUACGAGCAGUAGCCGAGGGUAAAGGUUACAUUGUGUCUGGGUCGCGCGAUAAAACAGCGAAAGUAUGGACUUUACAAGAUAAACAUUAUACCGAAACGGAAACCCUGGUUCGUCAUACGAAUUAUGUCGGUGCAGUUUUGGUAAUCGAGGAAAAUGACUGGAUCUGCACUGCUAGCAAUGAUGCCACCAUCUGCGUAUACAAGUAUCCGAACUCGAUCGAACCAUUUGUGGUGCUAAAAGGUCAUACCUCGACAGUCUGUGCACUAGCAAAGGGAAAUUCGGCAAAUGUGCUUAUUUCCGGUAGCUGGGAUAAAAGUGCUAAAAUUUGGACUAACGUCGGCUCGACGCAGGCUAGCGUAACGCUUGUGGGUCAUGAAGCAGCUGUUUGGGCUGUAGCACGACUAUCCACGGGGAAGUAUGUUACGGGAUCUGCCGAUAAGUCAAUUUUCGUCUGGAAUGAAGCAGGAGAAAAAUUGGUUGUCCUCAAAGGUCACAAAGACUGUGUUCGUGGUUUGUGUGCCUUGCCGAAAAAUGGGUUUCUCAGUUGUUCCAAUGAUGCGGUCAUUCGUCACUGGAAUGAUACAUACGAAUGUGUGAAGGAGUUCCAUGGUCAUACUAACUAUAUUUACAGCAUUUCUCGAAGUGACUUCUGGGGUGAUGAUGUUUUCAUAACCAGUGGUGAAGACAGUACCAUUCGAAUGUGGAGUUUAACGCAGGGGGCUUUGGGAAACGAAUUGCAAUUACCUGCUCAAUCCAUCUGGUCCGUCGCCGGGUUGCGGAAUGGAGAUAUAGUGGCUGGCUCCAGCGAUGCUAUGGUUAGAGUUUUUACUACUAACGAGGAUCGGACAGCUUCCCAGGAUAUACAGGAGGCAUUCAAGUUGUCUGUUGAAGUGAGAAUUAGAGAAUCCACGAAGCAGCUUGGCGGUGUAAAUGUGAGUGAUCUGCCGGGACCGGAAUCGUUACUGUCGGAAGGUCAAAAUGGUCAAACAAGGAUAGUACGUCAUGCUGAUGGUAAAAUUAUGUGCUACCAGUGGAGUAACAAUAAAUGGGAACUCGUCGGUGAUGUGAUGGGCGCUACCGGAGGAGAUACCGGAAAGCAGUUGUACGAAGGUCGUGAAUAUGAUUUUGUAUUUUCGGUUAAUCUAUCGGACGAUGCACCCAAUCUUAAGUUGCCGUAUAAUCGUGGUGAAGAUCCUUGGUUUGUGGCUCAACGAUUCAUUCACAAGCAUAGUCUUCCGCAAGCUUAUUUAGAGCAGGUUGCCAAUUUCAUCAUCACAAACUCUAAAAAUGCUCCGAUCAAAUCCACAGCUGAAUCCAAAACUUACUACGAUCCUUUCACUGGUGGUUCCCGGUAUGUGCCAGGAACAGAAACCAGUUAUCAGCCAACAGCUGCCAAUACAGAUCCACUUACCGGUGGCUCCAGUUACACCACUCAAACACCGAAUGCUGGUUUUCCACAAAACGGCAACAGAUUGAACAACAGUGGAAAUGCAGAUCCAUUCACCGGGGGUUCAAGCUAUACGACUGGUGCGACGGAAUUGAAAAAGACCAACGUACAUUUUCCUCAUAGGCAUUUUGUGACAAUCGAAAAUGCAGAUUUGUCUAAAGUGUUGGUGAAAUUGAAGGAACUGAAUAGCAAGAUCGAAAAUAAAAGCCUUCAAAUGUCCGAUGAUACCCUUGAUGAUAUCGUAGGAUACGUAAGGGAGAUAGCAACAGUUUCGGAGCAGAAUUCCGCGUGUAUCACUGCUCUCAAAUAUCUGUACACGUGGCCGACGGAGAUUAUUUUUCCGGUGCUGGAUAUAACGCGACUGAUUGUACGCGAUCCUCGCGGCUGUCAGGAGCUGUUUGAAGGGGAAUUUAUGAAUAGUUUGCUGCAGCAUAUCAAUCACUUGCCGGCCAAUCAGAUGAUGGGGGCCCGUUGUUUCGCCAAUAUGAUCUCGCACUCAAUCGGGCGGAACAUUGUACUGGAACAGAUACGUCCGAUCGUGGAUAAACUGUCACCGAUUAAGACCGGUAGUGCAAACCUGCAGGUCGCGCUGGCUAGUUUUUAUUUGAAUCUGUCGAUGACACAACUCGACAAACCGUCGCUUGACUUUUGUAAAGUUUUCUCCGAUGCAGUUGCGGAAUUUCUGGAAUGGGCCACGGACUAUGAAGCGAUUUACCGCGGAUAUCAGGCCCUCGGAAACUUGCUGUCCACUCAACAGGGAACACUGGUGGCCAACCAUCUCAGAGCGAACAAUGGACUGAUUGACAAGAUUCUGCUAAGCAUUAGUGCCGAAGUGAGCGGUUACACGAAACUGAACGAAUGUGCAAGCUACCUUUACGAGUUACUAGCUUAGAUAGAUACAUCGGAACCCAUACGGACUUCCACUGUCAUUUAAAUAAAACUGCUAACGAUUGGUUUAAA
Molecule: messenger RNA, 2589 nt
Organism: Malaya genurostris
Lineage: Eukaryota; Metazoa; Arthropoda; Insecta; Diptera; Culicidae
Gene: Plap
Product: phospholipase A-2-activating protein
Exons: 3
Coding region: 125-2521 (798 amino acids)
Biological process (GO): proteasome-mediated ubiquitin-dependent protein catabolic process; ubiquitin recycling
Cellular component (GO): cytoplasm; nucleus
Molecular function (GO): ubiquitin binding
Source: RefSeq, a predicted model, not a curated record